Gadus morhua (Atlantic cod) is the source of this 2059-nucleotide messenger RNA. RefSeq names its product protein sprouty homolog 3. The record is from RefSeq and is a predicted model, not a curated record. The transcript is spliced from 2 exons. The coding region runs from base 946 to 1797 and encodes 283 amino acids. Gene Ontology annotation, biological process: animal organ development; negative regulation of fibroblast growth factor receptor signaling pathway; negative regulation of MAP kinase activity. Gene Ontology annotation, cellular component: membrane; cytosol. Lineage: Eukaryota; Metazoa; Chordata; Actinopteri; Gadiformes; Gadidae.
GAAGCGGAGUGCCCCCAGCGAGCGAGAGAGAGAGAGAGAGAGAGCGUGGAGGGGGGCGGGGAGGGGGAGGCAGUGUGUGAGAGAGUAUCCAACUAUCAAGCCCUCAGUCAUUCAGCUCUCGCGGAGAGGAAAAGAAACUCCAACGGGAUAGGCUGACACUUAAAGUAGCAGUCGGUGCUUCGGAGAGUGUGUUUUUGUUUCAGCUACAAACGCCACAUAGCUUUUAAUGGUUGAAUUCGUUUUUGAGCGGUGACUUUUUCGUUUCUUUCUGCAUCUGUGGAUAAUACCGCUCAUUCAUAAAAAAAAUGCUCGAUGCAAAGAGACAGUAGAUUCUGAACUCUCAACCGAGGAAAUCUUUUUUAGAAAAUUGCAAACAUAACAUUACAUUAACAAUCGAUUGCAUGUCGAAGUUUGUUGUUCGUUUUUAAUCCGUGACGGUAGAUCCUGCACUCCACUUUUUUUAUUGUUGUAAUCUUUGGAGUAGAGUCUCCGUGCAUCUCCGAAGCGAGUGUUUGACAGCCGCGUGAGGUGGAAGAAAGCACGGCGAUUGGAUGAGAGAAGACUCCCCUGGAACAACGAGUCUCGGCUAAAGGGGAAGACGUCCCGGGACGCGCCGAGCGGAGGGCGAGGGACACAGAGAGAAAGAGAGAGAGAGAGAAAGAGAGAGAGAGAGAGAGAGAGAGAGAGAGAGAGAGAGAGAGAGAGAGAGAGAGAGAGAGAGAGAGAGAGAGAGAGAGAGAGAGAGAGAGAGAGAGAGAGAGAGAGCAUCCUCCCACCCUCCCAUACAAAGGCACGCACGCGAACACAGAGGUCGCCUCGGCGCGCUUCAGAAUGGAUCACCCACCAAUCAGAGGCUUGUCAGAUGUACCGUGAGAGUUGGGAGCCCCCCUGCUGUGGCCAACACCCGGUCCCCAGACCCUGCGUCCCCCCCCGCCCGCCUUCAGGAUGGAUACCGCACGCUCAUUCCGGAUGGAGCUGGAGGGGCUGGACCUCCAGCAGGUCCAGGCCGUCCGCCCCUGUAACGACUACGUGGAGCGGCCCUUCAUCCGGGAACCGGCCUUCCACGAAGAACGCCCCUUCGGACAAGCCCCCGUCCUGCGCCAAGCUCUGCCUCGCAGCCAGAGCCACAACCAAGCCAGCUACGGCCAUCGCCUCAGCCGCUCCAGCACCGUCAGCUCCUCCAUGUCCCGCAACAGCGCAACAGCGCUGAUGACUCCCUCCCAGUCCGGCCUGGCCAGAGUGGUGCGCUCUCAGCCCAAGGGAGAACUCAAGCCCCAGGCUUCGCUGGGUAAAGUCCGGACGGAGGCCGAGCUGGAGGCCGAGCUGGAGGCCGAGCUGGGCGUCCACAUGUUCAUCUGCGAGCGCUGCGGCCGCUGCAAGUGCCAGGAGUGCUGCGCCCCGCGCGGGCUGCCCUCCUGCUGGGUGCUGGGCGAGCGCUGCCAGUGCUCGGCCGAGUGCGUGGCGGAGUACGCCACGUGCCUCUGCUGCGUCAAGGCCCUGUUCUACCACUGCUCGGCCCAGGACGACGAGGACACCUGCGCCGACCGGCCCUGCUCCUGCAGCUCGUCCAACCGCCCGGCCCGGUGGGGCGCCAUGGGACUGCUGUCGCUGUGCCUGCCCUGCCUCUGCUGCUACCCCCCGGCACGGCUGUGCCUUGCCCUGUGCCGGUGCGCCCACGACCGGGCCACCCGGCCUGGAUGCCGCUGCAGGAACACCAACACGGUGUGCCGCAAGAUCUCGGCGUCGAGCCGCGGGUACCCAGCCCUGCGCAGCAAGUCGCUGGACAAGCCUUUAUGACAGGCGGAGGUCUGAAUCACACCGCGCUUCCCGCUUUUUUUGUUCCGUGCAGGGCGUCGCCGUGACGACGGACGUCCCGUUGACCCGACCAAGACAAUCACCCUGAACCUCGUGCCGUUCGCCUUCGUCGUGUUCCUAACGUCUUCCUGUUCUCCGACCGUGGAGGGACCAAAGCUUCACUGUGCCUGUUCCUGUUAUCGCCUAAAAACAAAGAACAAAAAAAAAAACGAAAACCGACAAACAAGAAAAAAAACUAGGGUGC